Messenger RNA from Colletotrichum karsti, 1050 nucleotides. RefSeq lists its product as uncharacterized. The record is from RefSeq and is a predicted model, not a curated record. Bases 1 to 1050 code for a protein of 349 amino acids. The transcript has 2 exons. Lineage: Eukaryota; Fungi; Ascomycota; Sordariomycetes; Glomerellales; Glomerellaceae.
AUGAGCAUUCCGGUCCACUCGACUCCUCCUGAUGCCAGGACAACCUACAUCAUCGACCAGCUCGAGGGUGAGCGCGUCACGAUCCCUGGUAGCAAGGGUGUGUUCAGAAUUCUUGCUUCCUCAAAACAGACAAAUGGUGGCAUUGCUGUCUUCUCCAGCGGCGCGACCUUGUCUGAUGCGCCUGGAUUCCACUGGCACGCAGAAGCCCAUGACGUGUUCCUCGUGACCAAGGGUUUCUUGAAGCUCUGGAACGGCGACAAGUGCAGAGUCAUGGGCCCGGGUGACUUCGCCUAUGUUCCUCCUAAAGUUAUUCACAACCCCGAGCUUUUGGGCCCCCAUACUGAGACCCUGGGCUUGGUCGCCCCCGGUGACUGGGUUGACUUUUUCCGCUAUGUUGGAGAGACCUACAAGGGUGUCAUUGUGCCAGAAAACGAUAACCGAGACCUUAAGAGCCUGUUGAUUCCCAAGGUCAUGGCAGCAAAGGACAGGUUUGACGUAAACUUCGAGCGCAACUACACCCCUCCUGAGGUGGCAGAUUGGCAAGACUCCGAGAACGUCCUGCCUGGACCUUUGGAACCAUACUUCCUUCGCUCCAACACUGGUCCGAGAUAUAUCCUGGGUGGUGUCAUCUCGCGUCCGUUCAUCAACGCGUCGCAGUGCAGCGGCAAGUUCUCAAUCACGAGUCUUGAAUCGUCAAAGCUCUACGGGAACUCACCUCUGGCGAGGUGGAUUACGUUCCCGACGGUGGAUCACUGCUUCUGUGUCCAAGAGGGUGUCUUGAAGAUCAAGCUGAAGGAGUCAGGCACAUGGACUGAGGUCCGGGAAGGCCAGACGCUCCUGGUUGCUGCAGGACAGGCGUUCACUUUGGAGUUUGGCACCCGUUUUGUGAGGGCUAUUACUUUCACAAACGGCCCUGGUAUUGAGAACCUGAUCGAAAACGCCGGCGAGGCGUUUACUAGUUUCGUUUUGCCGGAAGAGAGUGUUGAGUGGAAGGAGGAGCGCAUUCAAGAGGCAGCUAAGGCUUUGGGUGUCGUGGUUGAGGCAUUGUAA